Gasterosteus aculeatus aculeatus (three-spined stickleback) is the source of this 1777-nucleotide messenger RNA. It is a transcript of the gene tcta, whose product is annotated as T cell leukemia translocation altered. Gene Ontology annotation, biological process: osteoclast fusion. NCBI's taxonomy places the organism in Eukaryota, Metazoa, Chordata, Actinopteri, Perciformes, Gasterosteidae. The record is from RefSeq and is a predicted model, not a curated record.
CCCCCCCCCCGGUCAAAACAUCGUAACGGUAAAAAAAAAUGGCGACGUUGUUGCUCUUUUUGGGUGCCGUGGGCGAAGCGAUGUUCUCCAAGUGACCCAUCGGGAUGAAGAGUUUACCGUUGUGACAUCACAUAACCCAAACCCAGUGACCAACCGGGCGCCAUGGAGGAACCGUGGGACUUCGAGUUCUUGACCCGCGUCGCUGACAGCUGCCUCUCGUUCCUGUCCGAAUUUGUUGACGACUGGCUCGCCAACGACAUGCGAGUUUCCAUAUUCAAGAUCUUGCUCAGCUGGUUGAUUUUAAGUCUCAUCGCGAUUCACUUCGCGUGGAAAAUCUACGGGAACACGGUCAACGACAUGUACUACCGACAAGGGACCGGACAGAACGGAGGCACACCGGACACAGCAGCCCGCCCCGGCGGAUGGUAGGUUUCUGAUCGCCCGUGUCCCUUCAAACAGGGAAAGCAAAGCAGGAGAUGCCUCAAAGACUCAUCGAGAUUAACGGGCGUUGGACUUUUAUCCAAGUGAGGACAGGACUCUGGUGAUGAGACAAUACACCCUUUUAAAGCUUGCUCAUGAUUAAGCAUCUGCAGUGCAUUCAUGAAUGAAUUUUCAGGCAACUGCAUAAAAAAACACAUGUUAUGCAAACAAAUGGUGUCAAACUGAUCCUCUGUAUCAACUACAUAGUGCUGCUUGUAAACAUUGGUCGUUGAGAAGAACAUUAGUCUGACUACUUAAAUUGUUCUGCCUGUAUGUUUGUACAACGUUGUUUAAAUAUGACACGAGUUGAUGGUUUUACGUGCAAGUUAAGGGUGUUCUAAGAACAGUGGGACGAUAGAGCAGUAAGCAAAUAUAAAAAUCUCCAUUUGGACCAUGAGCAAAAUAAUUGAUUUAAUGAUGUGUGGAAGAAACAAUAGACCCGUCUAUCGGAAUAUAGAUCUACAAAAAAAAAGUCAGAAAAUGUCAUUUUAACCACCGUGUUUGUCAUCACUUGCAAGGACCAUAGUGUGAGCUUAGGAGAUAUGAAUAGAAAAGUAGGAAACGACUUGAGAUCUGGGUUGUGUCACAAAUGACAACAUGAAGCACGGGGGACGUUGUGUAGAUGCUCCUGUUCAGCGGGGCCUAUUGAUGGAAGAGGGUCAAAUGAAUGCCACAAAAAAAUAAAUUCUGGAGGAAAAGCUGCUACAUUAAGCUAGAAAACAAAGCCGGAAAUGGCUUAAGAAUAACAGACUAAAUGUCCUGUGGUUAAAUGACCACACAUUAAUCCGAGUCAUGAUUUUGAGGAGAUGGACAUGAAGGUCCCUGUUCAUUCUGUCCCCAUCUCAGUCAAAGGUGCUUGAGAAAGAAAUGCAACAUUCAGAUUUGCAAAGCUGAAACCAACUUUUCCUUAUUUUAAAGCUGUAAUUGCUGCCAAAAGUGCCUCUUUAUUUGAGGGUUAAUUAUUUUUUACUUAUUUGUGCUGUUUUUUUUUAGUUUUAAGAGGAUUUUUUUUGUUGAUAUGCCAAAGGCAUAUUUAUGCGGUCAGACAAAAUAAUACAUAAUAAAAUGAGUAAAUCAAAAGUUCGGUGAAUGAGACAUUACAAUCAGAUAUUGUAUCUUCCAAGUUACAACAAUUAAAAUGGAGGUUAUUAGUACAAAACGAUGUACUGCCGUGUGCACUGAAAUGUUAUGAUGUACAUUGUCCUGAAGUGAACAAAAUGAGACCAGCAGACAAGAUAAUAUAACAUGUUUUGUGUAAAUAGCUCGAUUGCUAUUAAAUCUGCUGUGUUUGACAAUA